AUGAAAGGUCUGCGCACUUACCUAGUUCGCUGUGGGGAUCAAAUACGAUUUGUUCAUGUGGACCAUUUGAAGAGUGCUCGUUGUAUCCAGUCUUCAAGAUCUCGAGAGCGCGAGGAAGAUGGUAAUUACGCACGAAACUUGCUAAGUUCCUAACUGAAGUGAAGAGUGGAGCGUGGAGUCCUUCUGAACCACUGGUUAAUAUAUCCGAGACAGGAGAAGUUCCUGACGCAGGUGACGUGGAGGAACAGGACACAACUGAGGUGACACCAGAAUCAUCGUUGGGAGACGCUUUGGAGGUAGCAAGUCCCACAGGGACACCAUUGUCACCGCGCGCAGAACCGAGGUACCCAAGUCGGGAGAGGAGACCACCACGCAGAUUCAUGUGA
This is a messenger RNA of Porites lobata, 386 nucleotides long. The record is from the annotation of a GenBank genome assembly. Lineage: Eukaryota; Metazoa; Cnidaria; Anthozoa; Scleractinia; Poritidae.